AAAUUGAAGAGUUUCUUGUUUGUUUAUCUUUAACUUUCUUAUCAAAAAAUCAUAUUAAGAAAAUGGUAUUUUGUACGGCAAGUAAUGGUGCUUCAUCUUGUUGUUCGACUCCACAACUAGGAAUCUGUGGCUCAGGCUCACCCACUUUCCACAACAACCCUUCUUUUUCAUCCCUCUCCUUCUGUAAAGUAAACUCAUUUGCGUAUCACGUUGGACCUCUGAUUGCCUCGCGACCUCACAGUAAGACUGGGCAAGUGUCGUUGUCUUUACGUUUGAACAGUUUAUUUGGGGGCAAAAAGGAUAAUAACGAUAAUGGCGAUGACAAACAGUCAAAGGCAGGAUUACUGGGUAAUAUGCAAAAUCUAUAUGAAACUGUGAAGAAAGCACAAAUGGUAGUCCAGGUCGAGGCUGUUCGUGUGCAGAAAGAACUUGCUGCAGCGGAGUUUGAUGGCUAUUGCGAAGAUGAAUUAAUAAAGGCAACACUUUCGGGCAACCAGCAACCUGUGAGAAUUGAGAUCACUGAGGCUGCAUUGGAACUUGGGGCUGAUAAAUUGUCUCUUCUGGUAACCGAGGCCUACAAGGAUGCACACCAGAAGAGUGUCAAGGAAAUGAAGGAUAAGAUGGGAAAUCUUGCCCAAAGUUUAGGACUGCCGCCAAACCUCAACGACGAACUGAAAUUAUGAUUUGCAAAAGUUAUUUGUUCAUAAUUUGUUCGGAUUCGGAUAUCGAUAUUUUGUUUCAAGUCUCAAAAUUUUGUUUAUGCAAA
This is a messenger RNA of Mercurialis annua (annual mercury), 766 nucleotides long. Its product is annotated as nucleoid-associated protein At4g30620, chloroplastic-like. Gene Ontology annotation, molecular function: DNA binding. The transcript is spliced from 7 exons. NCBI's taxonomy places the organism in Eukaryota, Viridiplantae, Streptophyta, Magnoliopsida, Malpighiales, Euphorbiaceae. The coding region runs from base 63 to 683 and encodes 206 amino acids. The record is from RefSeq and is a predicted model, not a curated record.